Paramisgurnus dabryanus is the source of this 3247-nucleotide messenger RNA. NCBI's taxonomy places the organism in Eukaryota, Metazoa, Chordata, Actinopteri, Cypriniformes, Cobitidae. The record is from RefSeq and is a predicted model, not a curated record.
UUCUCUGGAGGCGGGGCUUCUCGCAGGUGGAGAUGUACGGAGUACGGAGUGGAGGAAGAUUCACAGCGUGAGCUGGAGACGAGCAGAAAAAGUCUAUUCGAAGGUUAUGCGGCGCAGGGUGGUCGUCCUCAUUGUCAGCGAGAUGACGGGACGACCGGUUUGCAUUCGGACAGGCAGUUAGGAGCGCGUGCUCCCCUGCACAGUAAAUCCCCAAAUACUCGGGACCAGGACUGCAUUUUACCAAGGGUACACGCUGUACACAACCAUUAACGAAAGACUAAAGUUAUAAAGGACCCCUGACCAGACUGGGAUCCAUUCAGAAAGACGGUUUGCAUGCCAGGAUCUUGAUAACUAGCUUCAGGCCACUAUCUGCCCAGCUGUGUCUCUCUGCUCUCAGGGCCCAGGAUGCCCAAGGAACCAAGGGGGAAUGACCAAGGGUGUGUAGGGGAGUGGGAACGCACCUCCCGCCCAGCCAGUAAAAAUGCUAAGGACAUAAGCAACAGCGCCGCCCUUUUGGCCUCUAGAGCAAGAGCACACACAGUACAAGAAACUAAAGGACGCGACUCUGGCUGCUCUGAAAAAGAUUCUGGUUACUCUGACACUGCGUCAGACUCAUUGCAGACAGAUGCAGAUGACCAGCAGAGUAGUGUCAAUGAGCAUCAGGUUCACAAGGGUUUGGGUGGGGCAGACCAGGGCCCUUUACAGGGAAGACACCUCCUGGUGCCUGGGACGUCUGAACUCACUCCCAUAUUCAUCAUUAAGAAUGUGGUGUUGAAACAGCCUGGGCAGUCUGGUCAGGAACACAUCCUCCCUUCAUCUCUGUCCUGGGGAGGAGGUGCUACAGGCCGUCAAGGCCCCACCCAUGUCCUCCUGCUACAACAACCUGGCAUCAAUCAAAGCGCCCCGUUGCACGUUCUCAAACCUCAGUCACAGAGAACCGACAGCAAGAGUGGAAAGAAGAGCAAAAACACUUAUCUCCCCAUCCUAAACUCUUACCCUCGAAUCGCACCACACCCGAGUAAGAAAACACAGGAGAAGACUUCCACCAGCUGGGGGAGUAACACAGAGGAGCACAGAUUGAGUAAGAGAGUAUGCACAGGGAACAAGCGAGAGGAAGUGUCCACAACCACGCAAACGCCCAAGCAACAUGUGCAUAAGCAGCAAGAGUGCAUAGCAUCACUUCCUCAUCAGCACCCGUGUCGCACAUCUAGUCCCUCCCUCAGCGUUAGCUCUCCAUCGGUCUCGAGCACUCAGACUCCUUCUCCGCCCUCCUCUAAUGAUCCAACCGUGCCUCACAUCCAGGCCAGGAAGGAGUCCCAUAAGAAUUGUCAAGUACCGCCUGGUGACCCUGGCGAAAGAUCGAAAGCUCCUAAUGGGACGGGGCGUCAUCGACGGUUCCUCAACACGGUAGAGAUUCUGAGACAGUCGGGUCUGCUUGACAUCACACUGCGGACACAGGAUCUCCUACGCCAAAACGCCACCACCGAACGAGACAUAGCUCAGCUUAGACAACAUGCCCAGCUACUUUGCCAGGCCGCUCAAGUGGGUGCUCAAGAACCGGCUGUCUGGGAGAAGCUCCAUCAAGUCAUGGCUGACUCAGGGCACUAUCCCAGCCUCAAGUGCCUAUGUAUAGACAGCAGUGAGGUUGAGGCGGCAACCAGCACCAAACCUGAUACUCCUGUCAUUUAUGGACUUAAUGGGACUGAAGACAUGGCACCCCCGUCUCCCAUCCUAGCUCUCAUUUCUGAUGCAGAAUGGCGGUCGACUGAUGAUAGCGGCAUCACUCGAGUGCAUAAAGGAACUGCAAGUUCUCCAGAGGAGCGAGUGAUGCCUCCAGAUAGCUCUACACAUGGAAACUCGCAUUAGGACUAGGCUUAAUAAUAGCGUUUUGACUGUAAUGUAUACUGUACCUUCCAUGUUUAUUCUCUUUCUACAUCAAUCAUGCAUGCAUUCACAUCAGCAAUUGUUCAAAUUGUCUGAUCAGAGACAUGCCGAAUGUAAUGCGUAUGUUAGAUACCACUUCUUAGUUUUGUUAUCUUUUUAACAUAGCCAGAAUGAUCAGACACAAUCCGUUACCUACUUGCUCAUCUUUUAUCGAAGUACCUUGUAAUGAAAUCCCAUUUUCAAGAGCUACAGGGUGGUGCAUGAAUUUCCAAAAGUCAAAUGUGAAAUAUGGAAAGGCAAAACUUGGACAGUAUAAUAUGGAAAUCUCAAAGUGAUCUUGGCUGGCAUUGCUAAGGUCUGUAAAGCUUGUUUCUAUGCGCUUAUAUAAAUCUUAUUGCAUUGAUCUGUUUUACAUUUUCAUUUUGGACCAAGACACUUAUUAUUCAAGUUUGGAUUGAGUUUCUAUCAAAAGAAGGGUUAAAUCUUAAUGUGAACUUUUGUUUGACCACAAAGUCUUUGUAUUUGGGAUAUAAUGGUGUUAUGUGCCAGACUUUAUGUAUUCUGCAACAUGUUUUGCAUUACAUCCUCAUUACUGCACCAUUUUUGGCCACGUUUGAUAUAACACGGCACUAAAAAGAUUAGUUUAGUUGACGUAUUUUCCAUUGUUUACUUCCUAUUCAUGAGUCAUAUGUCACUGAUCUUUGUCUAAGGAAGCUGUCAGGCAAUCAAGUAAUCUGCCCACAGAUUUUUACAGCAUUAAAUUGGCUGUCACUCACACAGCCGGUUGUACAAGUCAUUAACCCAUCUGUGUUUAUUUAGAUUUACACGUUUAAAUUUAGUUAUAGAUGUAGCUCAGUCUGUGGAGCAUUGUGUUAGCAGUACAAAGGUUGUGGGUUUCAUUACAUGAAAGAAACAUUUACUCUAAAAUAUGUCUGCAAAUAUGUUUAUGUAAGACACUUCAGCAACAGACAUGUAAUCACUAAACACAUUUUACUAUUAACCAUUGAUAACAUUUAUCAAAAAUGACAUGAUAUAUGCAGACUCUGUCUUGGAGCGAUUGUAAGGUUUUGUGGCCUGUGACUUCUUGAUUAUGAUUGACUGAUUUUCCAUUUUUUCUUUACAUAGAUUUUAAAGGUGCACACAGUUUUAUUUCUGCUCAGAAUAAAUAGUGUGUGUGUGUUUGAUGGACAUCUGAAGCAGAAAUGUCUGUGUUUAAAAUAAAAUACAGAAAAAAAUGCUAUUUAAGUGGUCAAUAUUUGUGCCUCCUUGAUGCAUUUAUAGAGCGUCUUCAGUGUGUACAGUUAGGUGUAUGCCAGUUUGGUUGUGAAUCUAUUGGCUGUUGCCAUGUCAAGGCAAAUAAAAA